Messenger RNA from Physeter macrocephalus (sperm whale), 1274 nucleotides. RefSeq names its product chromosome 3 C1orf174 homolog (gene C3H1orf174). The transcript has 4 exons. NCBI's taxonomy places the organism in Eukaryota, Metazoa, Chordata, Mammalia, Artiodactyla, Physeteridae. The coding region runs from base 91 to 828 and encodes 245 amino acids. The record is from RefSeq and is a predicted model, not a curated record.
GCGUACGGGUAGCUUCUCCGCUGGAGAGCGUUAGGCCCGGCGCUGGGCCUUGGCGGCGGGGCUGGGAGCGGCAAGGCGCCGCUCACACUCAUGAGGAGCCGGAAGCUGGCAGGUGGAGUGCGGUCCUCGGCGCGCCUCCGAGCCCGGAGCUGCUUGGCCACACCGGCCACAUCGGCCUCGGCCCAGGAAGCCCGCGUCGCCACGUCUGCCCGGACGGCAUGUCAGCCUUCCUCAUCACACAAAGCCACCGACAGGCGAACGUCCAAGAAGUUCAAGUACGACAAAGGUCAUCUUGUGAAGUCAGAAUUCCAGAAACCCAUCCCCCAGAGUGACAGCACUGCUGCGCCCGCAGCGCCCCCCGAGACCCCGGGUAAACGCGAGCCUCUGGCAUCGGCCGAGGACAGGGCCAGGCUUCCGGGAAAGGAAGCCAGCGGCUCCGCUCCUCAGGGGACCGCAGGACUCCCCCGGGGGCACUGUGGAGCCAUGAGUGACGCCUGCCCAGCAGAGACUGAGGACAGGCCGCCCCCGCCGAGAUGCGGGGCCCCUGCGGGAGGAGAGUCCGACGGUGGCUGCCCCGAGAGGGGCGGGGCGGCGGCGGACCUGGAGCAGAGCCACACGCCUCCACUGCAGAUGGACAACAGCGUCCUUCUCGAUGACGACAGCAACCAGCCGAUGCCCGUGAGCCGCUUCUUCGGAAACGUCGAGCUCAUGCAGGACCUCCCGCCAGCAUCGUCAUCCUGCCCCUCGAUGAGCAGACGCGAAUUCAGGAAAAUGCAUUUCAGAGCCAAAGACGACGACGACGACGAUGCCGACGGCGCAGAAACAUAGAGGGCGAGACGCACACGCCGUUCUUCUGCACGUUCAGUACCGUCGACCGCUUCCCAGUUCAGCACGUUAGACAUUUAUACCACACCUGUCUCCAAGAGCCCACGCUUCUAAUCAGAAUUCAGAACUGACCCACCAAGGUCAGCAGCGUAGAGCGCCACGUACCCGCGGGGAGACUGGCACACGUGAACUAAAAGACCUUUGCGGGCAAAGCUACUGUUUCUGCAUUGAUGCGUUUUCUCCCAUCUGUACCCACGUGGUGGUGGUUCCAGCUAACUUCUCUCGUAAACGAGAGAUUAUCUCUAUAAAGGAAACUCUUAAGCUUAGCUUUGAUAACGUGCAAGUUUAUUUUCCGUAAUCAAAAUUGGAUCAUUCUUGUGACUGAUUCAAUCCCAGUUCUUCAAGAACUCUCCUUUAGUUCUGUACGGGAAGCUCACGUUUACCUGGGA